Messenger RNA from Phialemonium atrogriseum, 3689 nucleotides. RefSeq lists its product as uncharacterized. Bases 289 to 3519 code for a protein of 1076 amino acids. The transcript is spliced from 2 exons. Lineage: Eukaryota; Fungi; Ascomycota; Sordariomycetes; Cephalothecales; Cephalothecaceae. The record is from RefSeq and is a predicted model, not a curated record.
UAUGGCCCGAGAGUCGGGAGGCUUCCGAGACGGCUGUCGGUCUGACUCACUUGAACUUUGUCUGCCUGGCCGUUGCUGAACAUUGAGAUUUCGCCCUGAAAACCUUAACUAAUCCCUGAUGCUUCGAGUCAUCCCCGCUCCCCGUAUGAGUCAGACGCACCUUCCGCUUCGCUCGCUCUUCGAAUAUAUAAUUACCGGAUUCUGCUUUUCGACAUCAUUCGAAUUCCUCUUGCACAAUACAAUACAGCACUAUCCCCGAGGAUAGUGUCAUUUGCAAUCCGAUUCGCCAUGGACGAAGGUAUUCACGAUCUUCUCAUCCUCACGGAUGCUACCGCAUCCAUGGGCACCUAUCUCGGGGCCCUCAACGACUCGCUCCCCGAGAUUAUACGCAUCUCGGCCUUGACAGGCUGCUUCUCCCGCAUCGGGGUCCUCGCCUAUCGGGAUUACAACCGUGGGAAAGUGACAGAGUGGUCCGGCUGGUACGCCGCUGCCAGCGAUUCAGCUGAUGCCGGAGCUACGACAUCGAGGGAUCAACUUCUAGAUUUCGUCAAACUCAUACGUUCCGAGCACGGAGGGGAUUGGCCCGAAGCCACCAAGACGGGCCUGGCUGCGGCAUACGAGCACAUGCGACCCGGCGCCAAGACCAUCAUGCUCAUCUAUUCCGAUGCCCCUCCCCAUACCCCGGCCACGGGCGGUGACAACCGAGAUAUUGAGCGAUCGUUGCUACGGCAAAAGGACUCGUUCGGAGGAUAUGGCCCGUUGUUUGUGGACUGGGUCUCGGCCACGAAUGCGCUACGCGACGGGGAGAAGAAGGCCCAGGUUUUCAGCAUUAUAGGAAGCCAACUUGCCGACACCCUUGGACCCUUCACUUUCCUAUCUACUCGCACGGAGGGGGUCUGCUUCGAACUCGACAGGAACCCCAGGGCAGACGUAAUCUCGAAGACGACUGUUGACAUUCUCCUGACCUGGAUGGGAGCAGAGAAGGAAGGAUCGAAGGCGAACACCCGCGACAUCGCCAGCGUGGUCCGGUAUAUCGACCAGAGCACCAUCGGGCGUGUGAAAUCGGAAGACGAUGACCUUUCCAAGACGUACUGGGUCAAGGAAGACGAGGAACCCAUUGUGAGGCUUGUCAAGCAGAACCUGCGCAGGACCGAGGUCAGCGCCGAUGAACUGAAACAUAUGGUGGUUGGAAGACGGCCGCCUGUGACCGACUUCUCCAAGCGCUACCUUGCUGACGAGGCCUACCGCGGGCUGGUAGUCGACAAUCUGAUGGACAUCAUCCAGUCGGACGUCACGGCGGUCGCUGUCAAUCCGGUCUUUGGCAGCCUGUGGCGCACAGUCUGCAACGAUAGGUUGAAUGAGGCGCGUGACGGAUUGAUCGAGGCCUUCGGAACGCACGUGGACAGGAUCAGCGACGCCGCAAAGAGGGCAGACAUGAAGGUUUGGUUGGAAGAGUCGUACGACUACGCCGCCGAGAUUGUUGAAAUCAUCCGGUCUGUCCCAGAGGACGAGAGAUAUCCUUGCGUGUUCCUGGAUCCGACACUCGAGUUCGAGCCGACAACGGCGGAGGCGGGUGAAGACAGUGGGCCCGCCAAGUUCACGCGAGAGGAGCUUCUAGAAAUCGGCCGCUCCUGCGAUUACCGAAUCCUUCGUCGCCUGGGUCGCGUGCUGACUCGUCUCACUUAUGUGGCGACGAAGGACGAGCUCCCCGCGCACAUCAAGGACGAGCCUGACAAAGAGGUUCCUCGGAUUCCGCUUGCGCUAGUUGCGCCCGAGUACAAGCGCAAGUUCUGGAAGGUCCUACUUCACGCAGUCCUCCCCGGAACUAUGCUGUCCCCUCGCCCGGCUGCCCUGCUUGCCGCCCUCAGCUUACGCAUGGGGAUGCUCCCUCUUCGUGACGCGGCCGACACAGAGCUUCUCCAAUGGAACAACAAGUGGAACACUCUCGACAUCCCAGAGACGUGGAACACCAAUUGUCUGGCCUUGAUCCUCGAUGCCGACGACAGCUACGAAGCCCGGGUGAAGGAGGGCAUCACGGCGCGGCCGUCUCCUGAGGCUGGCUUGCUCACGCUCGAGGAUCGCAGGUUAUUCAAGACACUCGUGGACUACAAGAUGCUGGAGAUGAACCUCGAAACCACCCUGACUGCCAAGGUGGGGUGGCGGCCCGAGAAGACCAAGGUCAGCAUGGGGCCGACCACCAUCUGCAGAGUGUGUCAUUACCCGCGGUCUGUGACAAUGAUGGGCACCGGCGGAGUCUGCGGGUUCUGUGACGAGGGCGUCUGCUCUUGUCCCAGCCCCGAAGAGCACGAGGAGAGAGUCCACGGCAACGUUAGCAAGACCGACGACGAGGCGACAAAGAUCAGCUGGGUCGAGUGUACGGUAACCAGCUGCCGAGCCCAGUACGCCGUCUACCACCAGGACAAGCUCCAAGUCAGACCAAAGUGCCACUUCUGCCGCAACUCGAAGCGGUCCGCAACCGACACAACUACCCCGUCCGCGGCCCCAUUUGUCGAGUGCACCAAGUGUCUCAGCCGAAUGAUCUGGCCGACCGAGUAUCGCCCCUCAGACUUCCAACCGAACAAGUUCACCUGCCCAGCCUGUACAUCCGGCGACAUCCAAACAAUCAUCGACGUCCCCACAACAACCAAGUCCCUAGCCGAAGAGAACGGCCGGUCCUGGCUCCUCCGCAACGACGGCCCCAAGAUCGCAGCCCCAUUCACCGGCCGCUCGCUCUUCCACGUCAUCUCCACCGCCGGCCGCGACGGCUUCGCCGACGCCGUCGAGGUCCUCCCCGCCGCAAACAACACAGACGCAGAACCGGCCCACCUCACCAUCCGCGGUAAGCUCGUGCGCAACCAAACCUCCCUCCUAACGGAGCUAGCGGGUUGGAUCUCCGCCCGGCGCGCCCAGGCUGGAACGUGCAGCCUGUGCUUCUCGGCCGUGUCUGCGAGGAAUCGGGGAGAUCUCACCCUGGCGUGUGGCCGGUCCGGGUGUCUCCAGCGCAUCUGCGGGGCAUGCCGGGGCGGGUGGUAUGGGCUCAACGGGCGCGGACGGGUCAUCAAUGCUGCGGCGCUGUUGUGUCCUUUCUGUCGGCGGAGGCCUGCUGCUGGGAAGGGGGGAGCGGUUGGUGGGGUGGGAGAUCUGCGGUUGGCUGUUGAGGAGGCUGGGAGCUGGGUGUAUGCGUGGUGUGCGGGAUGUGGGUUUGCGAGGCGGUUUGUUGAGAGGGUGUGUGCGGCGGGGGCGCCGGCUGAGGUGGUUGGGUGGAGGUGUGAUGGGUGUAUGGAGACGGGGGUGGGGGUGGGGUUGCGGAUCAAGAACUGUCCUGGUUGUGGCGUGCCGACGGAGAAGAUGGGCGGGUGCGACCAUAUUGAGUGUCUUGUUGAUGGGUGCCGGACGCACUGGUGCUUCUAUUGUGGGUUGGAGGUUUCGCCCGAGGAGAUUUACCAGCACAUGGCUGACUCUCACGGGGGUUGGUACGAUGGGCAGCAAGAUGAGGCGUACGAGAGCGACAAUGAGUGAUUAGGGACUCGUUAUUGAAAUUGUAAAGUAGGACUGGCGUAUGAUAUGAUGGCAUGGCCUUACUCCCCCUAUUUGGGGAAGUACUGUACAUAAUAAGUUACGCACUAUUGUUCUCCAGGGCCGUUAAAGGGCCCAAGCUAUGGCACCAGUAGCGUCCUGAGAAAGAUGUG